Molecule: messenger RNA, 550 nt
Organism: Rotaria sordida
Lineage: Eukaryota; Metazoa; Rotifera; Eurotatoria; Philodinida; Philodinidae
Source: the annotation of a GenBank genome assembly
AUGGACGAAAAUUUUAUAAAAAUAUCUAUUUCUUCCGAUUCAGGUUUACAUGAGAACAAUAGUCAUUUGUCAAAAUUUCCAUCACUAUGUUCAUCAUUGACAUCCGACAAAACACAUGAAGUUACAAAUGGAUUAGAACAUAAAAGUUUUUGGCAUGAUGAUUUUAAUUUUUCACGAUUUUCAACAAUGGCUCGUUGGCAAUCAGAAACUGGAAAUCUAAACCUUCAUUCGAAUUCUUCUAAUCAAGAAAUACCUUCUACCACGAAUGAUCUUUUUGCAAAGAAAAAUAUUCCUUCAACAUCAUUUAUUGAUGUGUUGAUUUCACCGAUGUCACGCUUAUCGACAUCAUCAUCACUUAUGUCGUUUAAUAGUCUUGGCAAUAAUAAGACAUCAGAACAGUUAUUGUGUCGAUCAACAAUAACCAAUUCAACAGACCAAUUAAUCGUACCAAAUGAAAAUGUUAAUCUUUUGUCUUCGGCGGCAUCGUUUCUACCAUUACCAGGACCAUUAUCACAUCGUCAAACACUUUCUACUAUCGAUAAUAUUCCAU